This is a messenger RNA of Funneliformis caledonium, 753 nucleotides long. NCBI's taxonomy places the organism in Eukaryota, Fungi, Glomeromycota, Glomeromycetes, Glomerales, Glomeraceae. The record is from the annotation of a GenBank genome assembly.
AUGCCUCCAAAAUCCAAAAAUAAAAUAAAGAAAUCGGAACAUUCAUCUUCAAAGAAAUGUAAACAAGAUUCUUGCCAACAGGAUCAAAUUAAAACAUCAUCCAAUACCACUACUUUAAAACAACCUUUAAACUGGCCAUUAAUAUCCAUAAAAUCUAAUUUACAACUCGAGACAAUUUAUCAAAAUCAUAUAGUAAUAAUACCAUCAUUUUUUACAUCAAAAGAAUGUACCAAUUUUAUAAAUUAUAUUAAUAGUACCAUACCAUUAGAAUCGGCAAAUCCUUCAUUAAUACCAAAAAAAGGUGAAGCGUAUAGGGAUAAUGAUAGGUUUUCAAUAGAAGAUAUCAAAUUCUCGGAAGUUUUAUAUAAUUCAGGAUUAAAUUUAUUGGUAUCAAAUUGGCAUUCCACUUUAACUAAAAAACCUGUUGUAGGAUUAAAUCCAAAUAUUAGAAUUUACAAGUAUAAUAUAGGACAAAAAUUUGGUCAACAUUAUGAUGAUUCUGUACAAGAUUGUUUAAAAAGGUUAAGCGAGUGGACUUUGUUAAUUUAUUUAAAUGGAGGUGAUAAUGAGAAUGAAAUACCUUUAUAUGGAGGAGAGACCGUCUUUUAUAAGAAAAAAGGAGAAAUUGUAAUAAAACCUGAAAGAGGAAUGGCUUUAUUACAUAAACAUGGACAUGAUUGUUUAUUACACGAAGCAAAAGUGAUCAAAAAAGGUUUUAAAUAUGUGUUGAGGAGUGAUUUAAUGUUUGCUUAA